This is a messenger RNA of Cydia strobilella, 5287 nucleotides long. RefSeq names its product TELO2-interacting protein 1 homolog (gene Tti1). Gene Ontology annotation, biological process: chromatin remodeling. The transcript is spliced from 23 exons. Gene Ontology annotation, cellular component: cytoplasm. NCBI's taxonomy places the organism in Eukaryota, Metazoa, Arthropoda, Insecta, Lepidoptera, Tortricidae. The coding region runs from base 311 to 4312 and encodes 1333 amino acids. The record is from RefSeq and is a predicted model, not a curated record.
UUUAUUUAUGGCAAAGAGUAUAAUAAUAUAUGUAUAGUAAAUUUAUGGUUUAUUUACACAUUUAUCAGCUUUUCUUAUCCUUCCUGUCAAACUUGCUCCUCAUUGUUCACAUCAUUGUUCAUGCUUCCGUUUAAAUUCCUCUAUUUCGUUUUAUCUAAGGUUUUACAUUGUAGAAGUGGAAAGUAACUCAUAGCUUUUUUAACUGAUAGUAUUUUGCUAAUGGACGCGUAGAAGAUCAAGAAGGUGAUUCAAAUUAUUUAGGAGCAAAAACUACCUGAACUGCUACUAGGAUUUGGGCUGCCCAAAAUAAAUGAACACAAUGAACGUGGAUUUAAAGCAGACGUUUGCGCGCAUCAAGCCAGUGUGCGAUAUUGUGAUGAUGUGCCCCAACGCGGACUCCAUCGCGCAGUUCACCAGCCGCGUCGGCGAGCUGAAGAAGGAGGCCGUGCAGGAGCUGCAACAGUACCUCUUGUUCCCAUUCAUAACCCAUAUAAAGUCUACUGAAAUUGAGAAAAAAUAUGAGCUCCAGUGGAGGAUAAUAGAUGCUAUACGAGUGGUGCUGGAAAAAGUAACCGUGAUGAGCUUCGAGAUGUGCAUUAAGAUAGAAACAGGGCUGCUCAGCCUGGUGUUCGACAACUCCAAACCUGGCAUGAUUGCGGAUGUGCCAGAAGAGCUAAAGCACUCUGUUAUGAAGUGCCUCACAGUGCUAAUGUUGCACAUCGACGACCGCGUUCGUAACAAGAUGCUUCGCACGCAGGUGCCGCUUAUCGCGCAGGCUGUCUUCGUAUCCGUUCAUCUUGCCAAGCUGGAGAGGCUCAGGGCACUGAGACUGGCAGCCAUCGACUCCGUAACAGCGCACACCGCCUGCCACCGCCAACUGACGGACGCGUACCACAUAAAGGACAUACCGUUGGAGACGCUGGUGGUGGACAUGCUGGCCAGCAUCCUGCCCGGCGUCCUGGCCGCGCUGCAGGACGUAGCCACCUGCCCCGACAACCCCGGACACGCGGUGCAAGUGGCAGCAAUUGACGCGAUACACCGCAUACUGUGUCUCACGAUGAACGACAAGUACUUGCUCAAGCACUCGACCAUAACGGCCGAGGACUUCGCUAAGAUGGUCAUAGACAAGCGAAAACCUAACAAAGAAGUAAGCAGUAAGGAAAAGAAUCCCAAGGAGAUAUCCAAACGUUCGGCGGAGUGGUUCGCGAUGGCGGGCGAGAAGCUGGUGCUGAUCAGCAAGAGUUUGUCGGAGCUGAUCACGGACGAUCACCCUAAAGUGCGCCGCGAGCUCGGCGUGUAUUGUGCCAGGCUGCUUACAGAGUGCCACCAAACAAUGCAGCCAUCCGUUUCCAUCGCACUCGACCUGUUACUAGCGCUCUCCGGCGACUCGCACCCCGAGGUGUCAGAGUAUUGCUCGAGCGCGGUGCGCGCGCACUGCGGCCGCCACGUGGCCGACAGCCUGCGGGACAAGUUCGCGAGCGCCGUCACCGGCCUGCCGCGGGUGCUGAACAACGUCGAUUCCGCCCGUAAACUAACAGCGCUCAACAUGUUAUACGGUUAUAUCGAGGUGAUGAUGGACUCGGCACAACCACAGACGCUGACCGCAGCCCUCAGUACCGAGCACUCACUCCAGAGCUUGGUGUCCGCGCUGCUGGAGGCGGCCGCGCUGCACACUGACCUCGUGCUUCUCGCACGGCACACGAGAGAUGAGCCCACAACAGCGCCGACAUCAUCGCCGUGGCUGAAGCUGCGGCACCUGGACGGCGCGGCGGUCGCUCGGCUGUGGAGCAUAGCGCGGCUGCUAGGCGGCGCCGAGUGCGCCUCGCUGCUGCUCGACCGUCUCUCGCCGCACUCGGCCGAGAGCGCCGCGCUGGCCAACACCCUCGCGUCAGGCGGCGCCGAGUGCGCCUCGCUGCUGCUCGACCGUCUCUCGCCGCACUCGGCCGAGAGCGCCGCGCUGGCCAACACCCUCGCCCUGGCGCGGCUGCUGGGCGGCGCCGAGUGCGCCUCGCUGCUGCUCGACCGUCUCUCGCCGCACUCGGCCGAGAGCGCCGCGCUGGCCAACACCCUCGCGUCAGGACGGCCGUGGAGCCUGGCGCGGCUGCUGGGCGGCGCCGAGUGCGCCUCGCUGCUGCUCGACCGUCUCUCGCCGCACUCGGCCGAGAGCGCCGCGCUGGCCAACACCCUCGCGUCAGCUCCAAACGCCCCAGCGGAAUUGGCGCAGCGCGUGCUCAGUGCGUACACGGAGGAAAGUGUGUGGUACCUGCCACUAGAGGUGGGCAGUGAAGAGCCGCCCUCCACGGACGAGACUCUCGACCCCUCCGUGUACGACCCCCGCGCCUGGACCAAGGACAGCGUGCCAGGCCUAUACGAGGGCGCGACUGAGACGCGCUACACGGGCAUCAGCUACCUGGCGCCGCGCAGCCCCCGCCGCGCCGGCGCCGGCGCCUGCGCCUGCGCCUGCGCCACGCGAGCCGAGGCGCAGCGCAACAUGGCGCUCGCCUGCAUCCUCACCGAGGGCGUCGGCCUCAUGGCGAGGAGGCUCAUGGCAGACUUCCAGCCCUAUCUGCUCAAAACGCUCUGUCUGAUAUUGGAGAGAGUCGGUAGUAGGUACGAGAUGCUUCACCUAGCCGGCGUGAAGGCCAUUAACGACAUCGCGACGGCGUGCGGCCGCGACUCCGUGCCCGACCUCAUCCGCUGCAACGCCGACUACUUCACGCACCAAAUCUCCGUCCGGCUAAAAAAGGCUUGGAACACCGAGUCAGCACUUCAAAUCCUGUCAGUGGUUAUGCAGUACAGUGACGCGAGUAUACUGGACUGUCUUUAUGGAAUAGUGGAAGAUGUUCUAGUUCAGAGUUUGGAUAAAUAUCACGAAAAAAACUUACAAGCGUACCUUCAAGUGUUCCUGACAUUCAUAACUUGUAUCCGAAAAUGGUUUCCUGCGGAGGAUGAAUCAAAAACGACAGAAAAAAAGAAAAGUGAAAAGGAACAAGAAAUUGACGUGUUAAAGGACCUGAUGGAAUAUCUGGCGCAUACUAAGGAGAUGGACAAGCUGAUGAAUAACGAGGAGGCGGAGACGACGCAAAGCGCAGAAGAGAUGUAUAAAGAAGAUCAAAAAAUGAGAGAGGAAGGAAUUCUGGAUUAUGAUGAUAAAGUUACAGAGGAAACCCCUCCCCUGCCGCGGCAUAUCGUCGUGACGCAAACUAUUCUGAAGCGGUGCCUCAACUUCCUUACGUCGAAGAAUACCGAGGUGGCCAUCCUAGCGCUGCAGAUCCUAAAGUCGGGUUUCCCGAUCCUGGUGUCGUGGCCGGACUCGCUGCUGCCGCUGGCGCACUCGUGCUGGGCGCCGCUGGCCGCGCGCUGCGCCGGCGCGGAGGACGCCGUGGUGCUGCGCCAAGCACUCGAACUUCUGGUUACUAUGGCGGCGCUGGCUAAGGACUUUCUCAGACAACGGGCGGCUACGGACGUGUUACCUCACAUAUAUGUGUUCCUGCACAAGUCGGCGCGUGAGAGCCACCUGAAAGACGCGGGCGCCGCAUACCGCAGCUCUGCCGCAUUCCGGCUACAGGCGAGCGCGCUCAACGCGCUCCGUACCCUGGCGUCAGACCUGGUGCUGGAGGCCGAGCGCCUGGAGGACGCCAUGGCGUGUGUCGACGACUACCUCAGCAGCAAGCAGCCCAGGCCUCUGCAGGUACUGAGUCAUAUAGUGACCGCCUCAUUGCAGGCGAGCUACGUACUCUGGCGUCAAACCUGGUGCAGGAGGCCGAGCGCCUGGAGGACGCCAUGGCGUGUGUCGACGACUACCUCAGCAGCAAGCAGCCCAGGCCUCUGCAGGUACUGGCGAGCUACGUACUCUGGCGUCAAACCUGGUGCAGGAGGCCGAGCGCCUGGAGGACGCCAUGGCGUGUGUCGACGACUACCUCAGCAGCAAGCAGCCCAGGCCUCUGCAGGUACUGAGUCAUAUAGUGACCGCCUCAUUGCAGGCGAGCUACGUACUCUGGCGUCAAACCUGGUGCAGGAGGCCGAGCGCCUGGAGGACGCCAUGGCGUGUGUCGACGACUACCUCAGCAGCAAGCAGCCCAGGCCUCUGCAGGAGCUUGCUGUGAAGUUCUUCAUAGCAAUGCUGGAAUACGACUAUGGCGCGAGCUGGUACCACCUGCGCGCGCUCGCCGGCAACGAGUGCGUGCUGCACCCGCCCGACUCCAAGGCCAUUGACCUGGUGCCCAUCAUCGGCACCCCCUACAGCCCAACCAACAAGGACUUCGAGCGUAACCUGGCGCUAGUGUUCGCGGGGCAACACCGCCAUGGCUAGCACAUGCCGUGUCUGCGGAAAUGCAGACGCGGCAAACGAAAACUUGCACGGUAAACUGAUUCGAAGGGAUAAACUACUGUUCAUUCCAUCACGUUUAAUGCGAUUUCCCGCGUAAUACACCAUUUUACACUGGUCCUUGUUUCACGUUUUACUUUGUCCCUUCAGAAACUUCGCCGAUUUUUUGACACAGUUUAUGAAAAAAUUGUACAGUCGCCAUCAGAUAUAUCGAAGUGCAAAAAAAUAUCUGAACAUGCACUAUAACGUCGUUAUAAUAGAGGUUAUGUUUAUUUGUGAACACCAUGGCCGAUCCGAUAUAUCUGAUGGUGCCUGUAUGAUGUAAUGUAUGACUGUAUGAUUGUAUAAAAUGUUAGGCAAAAUUAAAUUCUAAUAAUAAAAAUACAGUAAAGUAAUACAUUCGUUACAUUACAUUCAAUAAGAAGUUGUAAUUGGAACAUGUAUCAUAAUAUUCACGAAAUAUUAGCGUGACAGUUGUAAAUGUUAUUGUUAAAAUUUAAUAAAAAAUCUCAAUGACUUAAUAAAACGAUAAAAACGCACUACACACUUAUAAAUUGGAUAAAAUGGCGUGAUUAUACUUGAUGAAACCCAGCCGUUUACGUGGAUAACUGUAUUAGUGGUCUGUGUUUAUUAAUACUGUUACUGUGUCAUCAUGUGUAGGUUGAUAGAUUGGUGUUUCAAAAUUUUAAAAUUGAUCUGCCGCCUCGCCUACUACUAUUUGUAAAAUUUUCGGAAUAAAGAUGACGUAAGUCCUUUAAGGGUAGUAGGUAUAGGUAAGUACAGCCUUGUACGUCCCAAUGUGAUUAAUUAUGGAAAAAAUGGUGAAACCAUUUUGUAGAACGUAAGUUUAUUGCCAUUAUAAAUGUUCCCCUUAUGUUGUUUAGGAUCUCUGUAUAGUUAUUUAGUCUGUAUAAUAACUGUGGAUAUGUUUUUUUAAAAUAAAGAUGAAUUUUAAUAAAA